Molecule: messenger RNA, 2709 nt
Organism: Labeo rohita (rohu)
Lineage: Eukaryota; Metazoa; Chordata; Actinopteri; Cypriniformes; Cyprinidae
Exons: 4
Coding region: 110-1141 (343 amino acids)
Source: RefSeq, a predicted model, not a curated record
CUAUAUCCUCACACAAGACAGUGCAUAGUCUACGUUUGAAAAAAAAAAGAAAAGAAAAGAAAAGAAAAGAAAAGAAAGAAACAGCGAGAUAAAGCUUGUCACUUUCAGUAUGACGGCUGAAACGAGACUGUUCCAGUUAUCUGAUGUUAAGGAUGUGCAGUCCAUGGAGGAAGUUGUUGAGCCUCUAAAUGAGGGAAUUGUCUCCAUCUCUAACAUCUGCAAGUCUUUCUUGGAUGCACAAGCUGAUCCCACCACUGACAUAUGCUCCAAUUCUAAACAAAUCAGGAGACAUAUUAAGAAAGCUGAGUGGUACCUGAAAAAAUCAGAGACAAGAAUUAAAACGAAACUGAGAUAUUUCAAUGAACGGAUGGAGCGACUUAUUAAAGAAAAGGGAAAUGUUGAGCAGCAAAAAAAGGAAAAAUGUAUGGCCAAGGAUAAAUUACAUAUUGAGAAGAAAUCUGCUAAAGAAUCAUUACAGUCUUCUGAAGCAGCAUUGAAGCAGGCCCAAAACAAUGUAAAAUCAACAAAACGUGCAUUAAGAAAACAGGAAGACAGGAAGGAGACAGGUGCAUUGGUAGCAGUUGCAGGAGUAGGUGUUUCAAUGAUACCAAUUGCUGGAUGGAUUGCUGGUCCAGCAAUUUUCUUUAAUGGAGUAAAUACAAUAGUGGAUGCUUCACAGGCUAUCAGGGAUGCUGAAAACGAGCUUGAAGAAAAUUACUCCAAAGUUAUGAAGAACAGAAAAAGGGUGUCUAAUUACCAAUCAACGAUCUGUAAUAUAGAGAGAGAGAUUAAAGAGACUGAUAAGGUGCUGAAUAAAAUUCAGAGGCAGACUGAAGAGUUGAAGCAGCACCUAGAGGUCACAGCUGCAUUUCAAGAAAUGGUCAGGAAAGCUGUGAACCUACUGAGUGUUCUUACUGGAAGAGUCACUGUACUGGAGAAACACACACAACGUUUCAUCCUCUGGCAGCCUGUGAUAAACGUCAUGGAAGAUGUGUUGAAGGCGGCAGGAAAUGUUGCAGAGAAUCAGUUCCUCUACAGUCAGGGUGCAUCAGUCCUCAUAAAUACUUUGAGGGAGAACGUUGGAGAACUACAGGCUUUAUGCAACUCACCCAGUAAUUCUGAAUAUGACAGCUAUUACUGAAGAAACAAAUGUUUAGUUGUUCACAGUUUUAAUUUGUAUUUUACUUUUAACAAAUACAUAUCUUGUACAUACAUAUAUUGGAAAUGUAUAUGACACUUAAAUUUUGGUUUUAUUUGUGGUUUGGUGAUUGUCCACUAGUGGCUGCACAUUACACAAGUAGGUGACAAAUACUUGGUGACAAAUGUGCUUUUGUAAUUUUGCUGCAUAACUGCAAUUUGUGCUUUGUCACCAGCAACCAUAAUUAAGUUGAUCAUCUUUUCAGUUUUUUAGAGCGGGUAAUUUCUGUCUUUAUCCUAAAUGCACAAACUAAUGUGCGAAUAUAUAUAUACGAAUGACACCUUUUAACAUUUAACAUUUAAUCAUUUGCAUUAUGUUCUUCUGUUUUUCUCCACAUUGUACAGUAUAUGUGUUCCUGACAAACAUGCUACUUAUAAUAACUUACACCGUUAUUAUAUUCAAAUCAGUAUAAUUAGUAUUAGUAAAACAUAUACAUAAAACAUAAUAAUGCCAAUAUUAUUAUAAUCAGUAAUAAUUCAUUUACACUACUAUUAAUAAGCAAUUUCACAAUCACCAUGAUAAAGUAAGAACAGUGAUUAAGUAAGUUGAUGAUUAUUUCAAGUAUUAUUUUCAAGACAGACAGAGUAACUUUUUAGCAAGUAAAUCACUUACAAAGAAUAAUAAAAGUAACCAGCAGAUGGAGACAGACAUUACGUUUUUUACACAGAACAAUUCUUUCUUUCUUUUUUAUUUCAGUAGAUGAUGUUUGAACACUCAGUGUAAGUUUAACCAGUGUUACAACGAAAUAAUUUAAAAUAGCACACUGUACCAUACAUGGAUUUCAGUAAAAUUGAUUAGUAGAAUAAGAUUGCUAAACAGGUUUGAAAAAGGCUGCAAUGCCUAUUUGGGUCUCGAUCAUUACUUAAUAAAUCCACCUUGGGUUCCACCCAUCAAAAAGGCACUGAUAAGUUACCCACCCUCGUGCAAAGAAUACAUAUUUAUAUAGAUUAACAAAUGUAUUAAUAAAUUAUUUAUUUUGAUUAUGAAAUCAUUUAUUAUAUAUUGAAAAUAUGCUGAAUGAUAUUUUGUGUUACUAUGUAAUGUUGUGUUAAUAUAUUGAAACAUAUGUGACAAAAAUAUGAUUUAUUAAUACAUAAUUAAUAUAGCCUAUAUUAAUAUACUGUACUAUGUAAUAUACUAUAUGUUAAAUAUAUUUGAACAUAAAUGUAUAUAUAUAGAGAGAGAGAGAGAGAGAGAGAGAGAGAGAGAGAUCACAUCUUAUGGGAACAUGUCCAUUCAGUAUAUUAUGAGGAAAAUAUACAUUGUGAUAUAUAUCUAUGUAUUUGUAUUUGUACACAUUACAUAAAGUACUAAGUCAAUUAAGUUAUAAAUGUUUCACCCACCAUGUUGCCAUGAUGUUAACAAGAUAUCCAAUUGUCCAACUUUUAAUAUUUGUUUUUAGUAAAAUUUUCAGGUAUUUUUCUAAUAUACAAGCACACAUAUUUUCAUCUAUCAAGUGUGUAAAUAUGCAAACAAUAAAGUGAGAUAGUAUGUGUUCAGCAUUAUAUAUG